AUGGAGGGUUUAGGGGGGGAUGUGCCGCCAGCACACAACAGAAGUUUUUAUCCAUCCGCAUUCGGCGCACAUACUACCGCCCGAAGUGCGCCAGGAGCGGUGUAUGCGGUCGGGGACCGAUCAAACUCAUUUAGCCAUGACUCUUUUAAGGCGUACGGCUCAUUACCCACCUCAAGCGCCUCAAACACGUCUGUCGCCUUCGGCUGUCAGUUCGGCAACAGUUGCUACAGCUGCAAGAUACCACACAGUCCAUGUUUUCAGCAGAGCGUGCUCAAACAUUCCGCUAAUGGAUCUCUUGGUGGACAUUCCGACAAAUCAGUGGAUAUGGCUAAUUUUCCCACCACUAACCUCCAUUGCAGUGAAAUGCAUGGGAGGCCGAAAGACUUUGGAGUGUAUCAGGGGUUCCCAGCCCACUAUCCUCGAAUUCCUGGAUACAUUGAUGUACCUGUUGUGCCACGGAGUAGCAGUUCUGACCCACGACACGAAGCUGUCUUACCAGUAGAGAGCUAUCAGCCUUGGGGCUGGUCAAGUAGUUGGGGUAGCCAACUUUACUGUGCCAAAGAACAGAACCAAAACACGCAUAUAUGGAAAUCUUCUCUUGCAGAGGAUGCAACGCUUAGCCAGCCCGACGUCAGCACCUUUUACCGGCGUGGAAGGAAGAAAAGAGUUCCAUACUCGAAGAUCCAGCUCAAGGAACUUGAACGGGAGUAUACCGUCAACAAAUUUAUUACAAGAGACAAAAGACGACGAAUAGCGUCUUGUACCAACUUGACCGAGAGACAAGUGACUAUAUGGUUUCAGAACCGGCGCGUCAAAGACAAGAAAAUUGUUUCGAAAACGUCGAAAGACUUUGUGCCUUUUUCAUGAAGUCCCUAGAUCCUCUUUUGUACAUUCUGCCUGACCUCAGGGACAUUAAUAGUGUGUGUGUUUGUGUGUGUGUGUGUGUGUGUGUGUGUGUGUGUGUGCGCGCGCGUGUGUGUGCGUGCGUGUGUGUAGACUCACAAUAGACCACACACUCAGAUGGUCUAAUUCUGUCGUUUUCAGCAAGUGCACAGGUCCCCCCCCUUCACCAUAAUAGAGAUCAUGCAAAGGGUUACAUCUUUCUCGUUUUUCGAUUUAAAAAAUAAACUCAUACA
Molecule: messenger RNA, 1136 nt
Organism: Engraulis encrasicolus (European anchovy)
Lineage: Eukaryota; Metazoa; Chordata; Actinopteri; Clupeiformes; Engraulidae
Gene: hoxd13a
Product: homeobox D13a
Exons: 2
Coding region: 1-867 (288 amino acids)
Biological process (GO): regulation of transcription by RNA polymerase II
Molecular function (GO): RNA polymerase II cis-regulatory region sequence-specific DNA binding; DNA-binding transcription factor activity, RNA polymerase II-specific
Source: RefSeq, a predicted model, not a curated record